This is a messenger RNA of Pneumocystis murina B123, 1076 nucleotides long. RefSeq lists its product as hypothetical. The record is from RefSeq and is a predicted model, not a curated record. Bases 135 to 1076 code for a protein of 313 amino acids. The transcript has 5 exons. NCBI's taxonomy places the organism in Eukaryota, Fungi, Ascomycota, Pneumocystomycetes, Pneumocystales, Pneumocystaceae.
UUUUUAACAUUUUUUGAGGGGAAACAAUCAAAUCAACAAGCAGCAGAUAUUCUUUAAAAACGCCUUUUUUAAAACUAGAGAUAAUUUAAUAUAUAUUAAAAGAAAAAGACAUAGAUAUAAGAUUUAAGACUUUUAUGGAUUACUCGAGUGAAGAUAAAGAGAAUGAUUAUUUUGCUCAAGAAAACUUUCCAGCGGAUAUCUCUCCUCGUUUAGCUCUAUUAUUCACAAGAAUACAAUACAGAGGGACGCAACCACUAUUUCCAGCAUCUUGGAAGAUAGAUUUUCUUGGACUUCCAUCUACUCUUUUUGUCCAAAGUAAUUCUAAUUUUAGGCCACCAAUAUGUUCUAUGAAUAAUACGGAUAGUGGUGAAUUCAGAGGGAAAUUAGCUUUUAAAAGACUAGUAUUUCUUGGGCGAGAUAUUCGAGAUAGAAUCCAGUUGAAUAAGGAAUAUCGUUUACCUCAUGAUUCUCUUGCUAUUGAGCCAUAUAUUUUGAGUGAGCUUAAACGUUUUCAACAAUGGAUGGAAAAAGAUAGCGUAGGACUUUUUAAUCUUGAAAAGACAAAGAUUCCAUAUCUUAUAUAUGUAUCAUCAUGCUAUUCUGACUUUUCGAAAAAUGUAAAUAUGAAUAUUAAUAAUGAUUAUAUGAUUGUUGCAGAAAAAAUGGAAAACAAAUUACGCGAAGCAGCUCAAUACCAUAGACAACGAAUUCUAUCAAAAUAUGCGGACCGAUAUUCCAUUUAUAAUCCACCAACUCCUCCUCACGAAGAAUAUGAAAAUACCCAAGUAGUAACGAUUGAUAAAUUUCCUACAAUUUACGGUUUUGCCAUAUGCAGGUCCCAAGUUGCAAUAGUCUCAUUGAAUUCAAGUGAUUUGAAAAACCCUAUUCGAACAUUACUUGUUAUAGAUUACUGUAAUGUUACACAAGAUUUAUGGUCUGCCAUUGCUAUUGCAUUGACAAUGGUUGCAUCUAGAGAUGAGACAAUAGAAUGGUCUUAUUUUGGAGGUACCAAUGAAAUUUCAAAUUUAACAAAACAAAUGGCCAACGUAAAGAUGACGGAAGAUGUCGAUUUUUGA